Messenger RNA from Adineta ricciae, 2145 nucleotides. The record is from the annotation of a GenBank genome assembly. Lineage: Eukaryota; Metazoa; Rotifera; Eurotatoria; Adinetida; Adinetidae.
AUGUCAUCGAUAGCAGCCGCAGAUAAUUCCAAUGCCAAUAAAAGCCGAUCGAAACUCUUGUUAUCCUCACGCGAUUGGGAUACACUAGUUACAGAUCGAAGUAAAUUACGAAAGGAGAAUACCACUUUAUCACGCGGUGGUAUUUCUGAACGGCGAGUCCACACUCGCGUUGGCACUUAUCAUACCGAUCGCAGUCGACGUGGUGUAUAUGGAAAUUCUGAACUAGGCGAAUCGAGUGAAGAUGAUGAUGAACAAGAUGAUCAGUUAUUAGAUCGUGCGCGACAAGAUCAAACUGAUUUACCAUCGGAAUAUUGGCAAAUUCAACGAUUAGUCAAAUAUCUAAAAGGAGGAAAUCCAACGGCAACCGUCAUUGCGUUGUCGUCAAUUCGAGAUUUCAAUUUGUCAAUGGAUAUAUGUCAACUAGCUAUACGAGAUGCCGGUGGACUGGAAGUGCUUGCGAAUUUACUGGAAACCGACAAUUUGGAUUGCAAAAUCGGCUCAUUACAUAUUCUAAAAGAGAUUUCGAAAAAUCCGACGAUUCGAAGAAAUAUCGCAGACCUUGGCGGAUUGCAAACGAUGAUCGCAUUACUCGACGAACCAGAAAAAGAAUUGAAGUGUCUUGCUGCUGAAAAUAUUGGUAAGAUUCGUAUUGAAGAAGAUUAUACGCGAAUUGAACUAAUUUUAGCACAUGUGGCUAAGUUCAAACGUGCUCGAAAAGUUGUUCGACAGAACGGUGGAAUCAAACGUUUAGUUGGUCUCCUAGAAACGGCUUCUCCGAAUGCGCACGGAUCAAUGACGCAUUAUUCGCAAAAUGACAUCGCCAAGAAUGUCGAAGUCGCUCGUGCAGGUGCAUUAGCACUUUGGAGUUUAAGUCGAUCUGAUCGGAACAAACAAGCAAUGGAACGCGCCGGUGUGAUUCCUCUUUUGGCAAAAUUACUUAAAAGUUCCAAUGAAACGAUGCUCAUACCCGUCGGCGGUAUUAUUGAAGAAUGUGCUGUUGAUCCUGUGUAUCGAAUAGCCAUACGAGGAAUGAUUCCUGAUCUAGUGAAAAAUCUACAGAGUAGCAAUGCUGAACUGCAGAAACAUUGUGCCAGUGCGAUUUUCAAGUGUGCCGAAGAUAGAGAAAUACGUGCUUUAGUACGCAAACAUAUGGGGCUUCGUCUCUUACACGAUCUUCUACAGCAAACAGACAAUAAAGCAUUGCUGGCAGCAGCAACAGGUGCGAUUUGGAAGUGUGCGAUAUCUCGCGAGAAUAUUGCUCAAUUUCAACAAUUCCGCACCUUGGAUACUCUGGUACAAAUGCUGAACAACCAACCCGAAGAAGUCCUAGUGAAUGUCGUUGGCGCUAUAGCUGAAUGUGCUAAGGAAGCCGACAAUCGAACUUUAAUUCGAAAAGCAAAUGGAAUUUCCUUCUUAGUCAAUUUAUUAACUGGAACAAAUCAAGGUUUACUGGUCAAUACAUGUCAUGCACUACGACAGUGUAGUGAAGAGCCUGAAAGCAUUGUAAUGAUUGAUCGUUUGGACGGUGUUCGCUUGUUAUGGUCGUUGUUGAAAAACCCCAAUCCUCGAGUACAAGCGGCAGCAUCAUGGGCGAUAUCUCCAUGUGUUAAAAAUAUCAAAGAUUCUGGUGAAAUGGUUCGAAGUUUCGUCGGUGGUCUUGAACUGAUCGUAUCGCUAUUGAAAUCAAAGGAUGUCGAAGUACUCGCCAGCGUUUGUGCGGCCAUUGCUGAAAUUGCGAGAGAUGAAGAGAAUCUCGCCGUUAUUACCGAUCACGGCGUUGUUAAACUUCUAUCGAAUUUGGUGACACGAAAUGAAGAUAUUCUUCGACGUUACUUGGCCGAAGCCAUAGCCGAAUGCUGUAAAUGGGGAAAUAAUCGUCAAACUUUUGGUGACAACGAAGCCGUUGCGCCGCUGGUCAAAUAUUUGAAAUCAUCCGAUACGAACGUUCAUCGAUCAACCGCGAAAGCGUUACAUCAGCUAUCGAAGAAUCCAAUGAAUUGCGUUACAAUGCACGAGGCUGGCGUUGUACGAUUAUUAAUGGAAAUGGUCGGUUCGAAAGACGAAGUUCUCCAAGAAAAUGCUGCGAUUUGCAUUUCAUACAUUCGUCGCUUAGCUUUGGCAAAUGAGAAAUCACGAAACGGUUGA